Molecule: messenger RNA, 2809 nt
Organism: Sphaeramia orbicularis (orbiculate cardinalfish)
Lineage: Eukaryota; Metazoa; Chordata; Actinopteri; Kurtiformes; Apogonidae
Product: seipin-like
Exons: 1
Coding region: 217-1530 (437 amino acids)
Biological process (GO): lipid storage; lipid droplet organization
Cellular component (GO): endoplasmic reticulum membrane
Source: RefSeq, a predicted model, not a curated record
UCAUGAGGUCAUGUUUUGUUCGCAUCCGUGUGGCUGCAGUUAAGUUGCUAACAAGCUUAUACACCCUUCGAGCUGGUCGGUUGAAAAUUCUUAAGAUUUAACCAGCGCAAGGGAAAAAUAAGAUCUUUAGAAUAAUAGAAGAAUAUCAGAAUAAUGAAUUGGAAACUUGUCAAGUAAGUGUUUUGUGGGAGACGCAGCAUGGGCGGUUAGCUAAGGAUGGACACUUUGACAGUUCCAGAGGGGAGCCACCCACUUACGAUGUCUGAAUAUAAGAGCCCAGCACCGCAGCAGCAACAGCAGACCGGACUCGAGGGGGGUUCGGCUGGUGUUGCCGGGACCAGAAGAAGGUCGGGCAGUUCGAGACCGGGCACCAUGGGGGCUGUAUCAUCACCAGUCCUGCACUGGAUGCACGAUGUGGCAUCUGUGACUCUCCUCAAAGCAAGACGGACUUUACUGCAGGCUGGUAUCCUGUUUUGUGUCCUGGUACUCCUGCUCUGGGUGUCUAUUUUUCUCUAUGGAAGCUUCUAUUACUCCUACAUGCCCACUGUGAGCUUCUCCACCCCUGUGCACUUCUACUACACCUCCAAUUGUGACUCCUCAGAAUCGGCACUUUGCUCAUUCCCUACAGCCAACAUCUCUUUCAUGAAGAAUGAGAAGGACCAGGUGAUGGCUGUCGGGCAGCCCUAUCGAAUAUCUUUGGAGCUAGAGAUGCCAGAGUCUCCAGUGAACGAACAGCUGGGCAUGUUUAUGGUGAAACUGUCUUGCUAUACUAAAGGUGGACAGAUUGUGUCAUCUGUGGGACGAUCUACAAUGCUCCAUUACCGCUCCAGCCUUCUGCAGACCAUGUCUACUUUGCUGUUUUCUCCUCUUCUCCUGACCGGUAUGGCUGAGCAAAAGCAGCUAAUCGAAGUGGAGCUCAUCUCAGACUACAAGGCAAAUGCUUACCAACCCACUGUUGGUGCAGUCAUUGAGAUCCACUCCAAACGAGUUCAGAUCUACUCAUCUCAGCUUCGUAUACAUGCUUACUUCACGGGUAUACGUUAUGUUCUGUACAACUUCCCCAUCACAUCUGCAGUGAUUGGUGUGGCCACCAACUUUGCCUUCCUCAGUGUCAUUGUGCUGUUCAGCUACCUGCAGUUUGUCUGGGGUGGGCUCUGGCCUCCAGAUCAAGUAAGAGUAAGGGUUAUGAUGGGAGACAACACUCGCAUCCAGCAAAGAAAAGAAGAGGUCCGUAAGCGCAUGGAGAGGGAAAACUCACAGAAGGAACUGGAUUCUCCUAAAGUGAUUGGUUCAAUGAAUGAAGCAUCUGACUUAAAAGGAAAUGACACAGGUUCAGAGAAGUUGUCAAAGAAGCCCUCAGAGAUCCAAGAUGCCCCAGGGUCUGAUGUGCCACACACCACAAACGAAGAGUCUCAUGACUCUAAGAUGUCUGAGAAACGAAACAGCUCAGAUGUGUUGGAUGGAUCCUCACUACCUCCAGAGAGUGAGAUGGAGCUCCGACAGAGACCCAGACCAUGGAUGAGUCUGUGAACCAUCGCUCUGCACACAGUUAGAUACCUAGUGUAUGUAGUCAGUGGAAAGUGAUGGAUAAAAGAGUAGUUUCAAGCAAAAAUGCAAGUGCAUGAGCAUAUCUUAUGUUAUUUAAGCUAACUAACAACAGCUUUUUGUCUUGUUGAUAACAUUUUACCUCAGUAUUUCUUUGACCUAAGAUAAUUUCUGUUCUGCUCAUUGUUACUCAGUGGAUAAAAGCACUUUUACACUUGUUCCUUUUGUGCCACCUGUGUUUGGAUGGUGCCCAUAGUAGGAGGUUCUGCAUUCCAGUUGUGGCUUGUUUUAUACUGUUGCCCCCAGGAAUGUGACUGUCAGGUGUUUGCUAACAAUGUAACACACCCAUUUAAGUCAGCAGAACCUGCUUAUGUUUCGAUUCUCUCGCAUCAGUAAUGGUAUUUUCAUGCAUUCAGGCGUCGAAACUCCUGAUUAUAUGUUCAAAUGUGGGAAGACUUGAUUCAUUUUGAAUGUAGUUUCCUUGAAUGCAGCAAUGGUAGCUGUUUUGCAAAACACUUUGGGAAUUUCCAUAAGUUUCACACACUUUAAGAGGAUUCACUCGAACAUGCCUUGUGAUAUGUUUUCACAGAAGGUUUCUGGGAGCAAUUAGAUUUGGGAUAUUUGUCCUACAAAGUGUCUUUUAAUUAUUUCCUUGGAAAAGUGCAAUGUGGGUCCAGCCUGAGGGAUGUAAUGCAUCUGUUGCAUUUAUUGGUCUUUUCAUUUUGCAAAAAGUGAUGUUCUGUUUUAGUGUAAUCAGUGAUUUAACAGUCACAGUUCAUUUGUAAUAGGAUUCAACAUUAUUACAAAGCUGUUAUUCAUUCCUUCACAUUUUUACAUUCAGCUUCUGUUACAGUUUGUACUCUUUAAUUCAAGUUUCUGAAAAAUGGUAUUUACCGAGUUCAUCCCAGCAGGGCAGAUGUAUUUUAGAUGGGUCUUAAUAUAUUCUUAUUUUAACAUUAAGGAACAUUUAAAAGGAGGUCAAGUGAAGUCACUGUUUUGAACUUUUGUGUUGGAGAUAAUGAAGAGGAGAUAGAAAUGAUUCAUCACAUGGACUUGUCUCCAUGUAUUUAAUCUGACAAGCCAAGGGUUAAAGAAAGUUUAUGGAAGUGUUUGCCGAUAUAUGUUUGUUUACCAAAGAGAGUAAAAUACAACACCCCUCUUAUGUGCUACCUUAUCGUCUUGCAGAAUAUCUUGUAUGCAUCAUAACAUGAAAACUUACUGUGUUAAAAACCAAAACUAAUAAACUGAACACUGCAGUGCUCUU